Molecule: messenger RNA, 1217 nt
Organism: Pecten maximus
Lineage: Eukaryota; Metazoa; Mollusca; Bivalvia; Pectinida; Pectinidae
Exons: 1
Coding region: 1-645 (214 amino acids)
Source: RefSeq, a predicted model, not a curated record
AUGACCUUUUUAUAUUUUUACAGUAACCGAGUGUUUACUCACACUGAGAAGAAAAUGAUGGAGCUUGACAGACUGAAACUAUUGGCCAACAAACACCUUGGACGUCUUCAUCAGCUCAAGAUGCGCUACAUUGAUUGGUUUAACCGGAAGCACCAGUCAUUUCUGGAUUCCAUCAAGCUCAUUCAUACUCUUGGCGGCUCAUUACUUCCGUUUGAAGUCGACACCAUACGUCAUUACAGGCGCGUGCGCGACCUAUCUCGGAGAUUCCCGCGGAACGGGACUCCGCGAGACUCUAGUCCCGUGAAAAUGGACGAGUUUAUAUCAUUUUGGGAAGAAUUGUAUAUGCUUAAACUUGAGAACGAUGCUUUGUUUGAUAGUGUUGAGCAUUUCUGUCACAGUAUCCGAAGACUAAGACAGCCGGAAAUCAUGGAUGAAAUAGACAGACUGCAUUAUAAACUAAAUUUGUUCUGUGCGGAAGAUUUCAAGUUCACAGAGCUGAACAACGAACGUGACAAUUUGUUUACUUAUAAGGUAGCCCCACACGACCACAAAUAUCACGGUUUAAUGAACUUCAUACCAUUUCUCCUUGGUUACGCCACCCGGUUAUGUUACUGGACCAGUAAGUUAUUUAUAGAAAAAUCCUAACAUGCAAUAUAUUGGAAUGUACAAGUGGUGUAAACACGUGACUUUGAACAGCAUUCUGAUUGGCAAAGAAAACUUUUUAUAUAAAAGACAGGGAUAGUCGAAAGUUCAAAUAUUCAAGUGCUUGUCAAUCAGCAUUCUUAUUGGCCACGUGACUUUCAGACGGCGUCCGAGUUACGGGUACAAAACUAAGAAUGCACCAGACAUAAACUGCAGUGCCCCAUACAUUUAUUUACAUUAUAUUUAUUUAUUCUUAAACAUGGAGUACAUUUUAAUGUUCUAUUUAUUAUACCGAUCUACCCUUCGUCUGUGCCACGCUGCAGAUGGAUUUUAUGAUUCCCUGACUUGGUUUAAGUUGGAAUGCAUCUGUAGAAGAGAUAGUAUUAAUGAAGACAUAUUUAUUCAAGGGUUCUCGAUCACUAUAAGUGUCUCAAUUAUUAUCAGUACUCCGUAAUUUUUAUAACUGAAGUAUUGGACACAUUUGUUUGAAUGUGGAGCCCCUGUGAAUCGCUGAGCGAAAUCCCCAAACUGUCUGUGAUACGAUACAAUAUAAAUGUUGUGAUUAUGACAAUGAA